GCAACAGAAACAAAGUCAAAAGAAGUCUAGAAGUGUAUCGACAUGUCAAGUUUGUAAACGAAUCUUCAAGUGUCGUAGCAGCUUGAUAAUUCACAUGCGAGUACACACAGGAGAACGUCCUUACACAUGCCACAUUUGUGGAAAGGGUUUUAGCCAAAAGAAUGGUCUAGAUUGUCACCUGCGACGUCACGAAGGAAAAAAACCAUACAAAUGUACACACUGCAAUUACAGUUCUGCUGUAAAGAUUGACAUCAUUCGUCACAUGCCUGUUCACACUGGAGAGUUUAAUUCUAUUUGUGACAUUUGUGGCAAACCUUUUAGAGAUGACUGCAGGGUCAAGGAACACAUAAGGCAAGUUCACCUUCGAGAACGAAAAUACAUGUGUGAUCUAUGUGGAUUUAUGACCCACACACUUCAUAUUUUGAAGCGUCAUCAUCUUGUGAAACACACCAACCUCGAGAAGUUUGAGUGCCCUAUUUGUCAUGCUAUAGUCAAACAAAAGGGUACCUUUAUUGUUCAUUUACGUCGACACACGGGUGAGCGUCCAUAUGUUUGUGAACAGUGUGGAAAGGCCUUUCGAUGCUCAUCCUAUCUUCAUAAGCACCUGAAAGUUCACAGUGAAGGUGAGCACGAGUGUCAAACAUGUGGUCGCAAAUUCAAAAAUAAAAGUCAUGUUCAAAGACAUGCUGUUAUUCACCAAGGAGUGAAGCCUUUUCCCUGUCACUUAUGUGAUUACUCCUGUAACGUGAAAUGUAAUCUUUUAAAGCAUAUCCGCACUGUACAUAAAAUUAAAAAUUAUAAAAUACAGAGCUUAGAAGAAAAAGGUGAAAAUAACUCUAUGACCGAAGAUGACGAGGCUGUAAAGAGAGGACGAAGUGUUACUGAAGUAUUCCUUCAAAAGUUUUCUGAAAAAACUGGUGCUGACUGUACUGUUGAUAAGCUGUUAGAAAAAGAGUUAAGCUCUCAAGAUUCUACAGAAAAUGGACCAGGUGGUAUCAAUGAAUGUGAUCAAAGUAAAAAAGAUGAGCUCUUAAGUAGAAAGUUCCAGGACAACAGUUCUGUUUUGGCUGUUUCAGAAGGUGAACAUCCGUCCGCAUCUGACAUCACUGAAAACUGGUCGAAAGGAAGGAGUGUGUCUUCUAGUGAAAAUGACAUACUAGCUAAUGCCAUGAAGAUGUUAACUUCUUUAACAAAUGUAGUUCCUCGAGAAGAGGAAAACCAGAAACUGGAAAGUGGUAAUUUAGAUGAUUCAGUUGUAUAUCCUAUAGUCUCUUAUUUUGAAAGUGAUGGAAAUAAUCAGCAUGAACCAAUCAUCAGCCUUCAGCUGGCACAAACUGAACCCUGUGGUGAAGAUGUUGCUGCAUUUGUUAUAGAGUUACAGUCUGAGCAGAAUGUUUAUUCAAAUUAACACAAUUUUCAUAUAUUUACUUCAUAGAAAAAUUAAUAAACUGACUCUUUGUAUAAGGUAGGAAGAAAAAGAUAAUUUAACAAUUUAAUCUAAAAAUCGUAGUAGCUUAUGAUAUGAUUUGUUUGUUUAUAAUUAAGCACAAAGCUACACAAUGGGCUAUCUAUAAUAUGAUUUAAUCUAGAAUUUUAAACUUUGAUUAGUUGCUUUUUUUUCUCUUUUUUUUUUUUUUAAAUCGAUCAUUAAAUUUUUUAAGAGGGGAGGAUUAUAUGACAAUUUAUUUGUACUAAAAGCAAACGUGAAAUUCAGAGAUUGUAAAAUGUGUUCAUUUUCAUUAAUUGCCUAUUUUUUUAGGAUUAAUUAAUUUCUUAUUAAAUUAUAAAAACCCACAAAAUUGUGUUUAUUGAUUUACUGUUAUCAUCAGUGGUGGAAUGGCAUUGUUAGAAUGAAAAUGUGACAAUGACUGCAUUCUGGAAGGAAUGAUGCAUUUAUUUUUAAAUUAUAAAACAUGUUAUAAAGGAAGUACCUCUAAAAUAUGGCUUUUUCUAUAUUUUACCCAUAUUAAAUAAAUGCUUUAUUUUUGGGCUUCUCGAUCCUUUGCUUAAAAAAAAAAUGUGCUAACUACAAUUGACUUUAAACCUCCAUCUUGGUUUCUUCAAGUAAUUUCUUUCCAGUUCUACCACUGGUUGUCACACAUUAUUAAAUCACCACAAAUGAAAGAGAGUCCAUUUUGUUUGCAAACUGCUGAAAAUGUUGAUUAUGCAUUACUUUUUUCAUGGUUUUUAAAAUACUCAAAUAUAACUUGUAUAGACGAACUGCUUUCAUUUGCAUGAGAUUAUGGCUUAAUGUGUAAUGAUUAUUCUUCCAUUAUCAAUUUUAGUUUACUUUUUUAAAACCCAAAAUUUACUUCAAACAUUUGCUUCUGGUAAGUUGCAAUAUAGUUUUUAAAAUGCAAGGUGAUUAGAAAAAAACAAACGUGUAACAUUAUUAUUUCUUAAAACCGUUUUUUUUUAAAUAACUAAGUUCUAUCAGAUGUACUGAGAAUCGUAUCUUUUAUUCGGGAAAGUUUGGACAUGGUAUAGGAUGUUUCAAAAAGUAAAAUGGAAGUUGUUCAAUAUGCCUUUUGUCAUUCUCAGUGAGAAUAUUAAACUUAUUUAUCAUAGGCAUCGUCUAUUUUUGUACAGUGUAAUAUUGAUAAUAAACUUGGUGAAAAUGCAUGUAUAUGAAACAUCUCUUCCUAAAUAAAAUCUUUAAGAUUUUUAUAGUGUUACUUGUUGGCUAUUGUGUAUAAAAUUUAUAUUAUUUUAAGAAGCCCUUCAUUUGUGAUGGAAUAUUUGAAAAACAGUGUGACUCCUUUAAAUAAAAAUUUUAAAAUGAGAAACUAUUAUAAAUAGUAAUUUUAUUGUUUAUCUUUCAAUCACUUAUAAAGAUGUUUUCAUGCUCUGUCUAUUUCAGUCUUCGUUUACAGAUGGUUCAAAAUUUUUAGCAUUUUCUUAAGUGUACUAUGGGUUAAUAUCAAAUGUAUGAUUUUAUCGAAGUGUGAAAAAUGUUGACUAUGGCCUAUAUCACCCUCUGAUGGCACUAAAGACAGAAAUAGCAGUAAAAGAUAGCUUUUCACAAACAUACUAACAACCUGUAUAAGAGCCUUAUUAAUAGUACUGUAAUGAAGGGUAGACUUUGAUCUUCAAAGGUUUGGAACAGGUUAACAAACGGAGGUUUGAACCUUCAAUAGUACUAAUUUGCAUCAUUUACCGAUGAUAUAACCAUAACUACUAAUUCAUAUUUGAUUAAAAACUCUUUUAUUUUAAAGAUAUUCCAUAUAAAUGAAAAUAAAAUAUUCACAUGUAGUUUAAAAUCUAUUAUAUAUAUAACAGUAAUAUUGUUUAUGUACAUGUAUUUGGUGUUACGUACGAUACUCGCAGAGCUAUAUACAGUAAGCUUGCAAUGGAAAAGCACACUACUGUUGCCAGUUAAAAGAAAACAGAUGACUUAAGCAAAACAAAUCUUUAUUUAACAGUGAUCAUUUUAAGUAGGCUAACAGUCAUUUUAACAUAAAAUUGUUGAUUAAUUGAACAUAUCUAAUAAAAAGUAAAACAGAACAGAAUAACACUAACAGUUUGAUUAUAGAAUAAAAAUAGAUCUUUAACUAUACCAAAAGGUUACAAGAAAGAUUGUUAUUAUAAAUUACAUUUUUAACACCAUUGCUGAUUAAGUAAACAUGUGCCUUGGGUGGGGGUUAGAGUUACAAAGGUUUGCCUUUUUUCAACAUGAAAAUUAUUAAUGUUAACUGAUAUUUUAUGUUUCAUACUUAUUCUAUCAUAAUGCUUAUCUUACAUCUUGUGCAUUUCUGAAUAAAUGAGUUACUAAGCAUACCCCCUCCCCACCCUGUGCUCUAUCAUAAUGGUUUAGUACAUUGCAUAGGAGAUGUUGCUAGGUUCAAGAUUUUGGUGGUUGGGUUUUAUUUUUAUUAUAACUUUUGUUUAAGUAAUAUGUAUUAUACAAUUCAAAAGAUGAAAUUUCCUGUGUGACAGACAUUUUAAUGUGUGAUUACUAUUCAGACAUUGUUAAUUGGUAUCAUUUUCUUGACACUUGUAUAUAAUGUUAAAAUGAUAAUUAAGAAACAUAUAACCUUAAAAUCGAUACACAAUUAAAAACGUUUUUAAUUCAGGCCAAUCUAUGCCCUCUGAUGAUGGUGUGGUAAACGUUGUAACAUGUAGAGUCCACAUUUUCGAUAUUGGUCUGAACUAAAACUGUUUUUGUGUAUCGAUUGUAAUGUUGUUUCUUAUUUAUUAUUGUUAAUUGGUUUCUGUUAACAAGAAAAAAAAUCUGACAUUACUUGAAUGAGGUCUGAUGAACCAAAAGAGUACUCUGUAUGUGCUUAUAAAAUACUGAAAAUUUUGAACCCGUCCCUUAUUAAUUAAUCUUAAUAGAUACAGUUCACAAGUAAACUUUUCUUUUAUAGUGAAAUAUAAUUUAACAUUUACCAUUAGGUUGAAUAAAGUGCUGUUAUGCAACACAAAAUUGAAAAUUACAUUAAAACAGAGGAGCACUUGUAUGAAGUUUUGUAUGCAUAUAUAAUUUUGUUAAAUGUUGAAAAU
Messenger RNA from Limulus polyphemus (Atlantic horseshoe crab), 4503 nucleotides. RefSeq names its product zinc finger protein 271-like. Gene Ontology annotation, cellular component: nucleus. NCBI's taxonomy places the organism in Eukaryota, Metazoa, Arthropoda, Merostomata, Xiphosura, Limulidae. The transcript is spliced from 2 exons. The coding region runs from base 95 to 1408 and encodes 437 amino acids. The record is from RefSeq and is a predicted model, not a curated record.